AAGAAAACUCGCAGUAUGCGAGAGGAGACUGCAUUCCUUGUGAGAAUACGAUAAGGAACAGUUGUGAUUAUAGAUUUACGCGCGAAAGUGAAGAAAGAUUUCGAGUGCCAUUGGUGUAGGUGAGGGUAAACGCUAAAAAGAGAGUGCGGUGAUUGAACCAGUGUAAACCUUUGAAGGAUUUUCGUUGCGAUGGAUCGUUGGGAAGGAAAAGUCGUAUUGGUCACCGGAGCGAGUGCCGGAAUCGGCGCAGCAAUUGCGAGAGAGCUUGCGAAAAAUGGCAUGAAAGUGAUUGCCGUCGCGAGGAGACUAGAGAAAUUGCAAGAAUUGGCGGCAAAUAUCAAAGGCGAAUACAAAACCGAUAUUUAUCCAAUGCAAUGCGACGUCCAAAAGGAAGAAGAUAUUCUCAGAGUGUUCAAAUGGGCAAACGAGAAACUAGGCGGUGUUGAUGUGUUGGUUAACAAUGCCGGCGUAGUAUACACUGACCCGAUUAUAGAGAGUUCAACGCAGCACUAUCAGAAUAUUAUGAACAUAAACGUGAUAGCAGCGGCGAUUUGUUCACGGGAAUUGGUGAAGUCUAUCAAACAGCGAAAUGCAUCGGGUCAUAUUAUUAAUAUUAGCAGUAUAGCAGGACAUUAUGCAGAACUGAUUACUGAACCGGUAAAUCUAUACUCUGCCAGUAAAUACGCUCUCACCGGCAUGGCAGCAAGUCUACGCCAUGAAGUGGCUAAGUCAAAUCUUAAUAUAAAAGUCACGAAUAUCAGCCCCGGUGCGGUAGAGACGGAUAUGCUUUUGAAUAACUAUCCCCAACUGAAAGAAAUAAAUAUUCCUAUGAUAUUAAGCAAGGAUAUCGCAGAUACGGUAGUCUAUGUUUUAGGCACGCCGCAGCAGGUGCAGGUUUGUGAAAUGAUUGUGUUACCACAUAAGGUUUCACACAAUCCACUUUCAUUCAAGUAAUUGUACCGUGCCUUAAUACUCACAUGAGGCUCAUAAAUGUCUUUUUAUCAAAAAGGGAAAAGCAAAAAGGAAUGAAGAUUUUUGUAACUUCUCCAUCCAACAAAUAGAACAAACUAGGAAAAAGGAUUGCAAUUGUUAUAUUUAUAUAUUUGUUAUAUAUAUAAUAAAUAUUAUAUAAUAACUGCAUUUUAUCAAAUUAAAUCAAUAACGUUUAAGUAAUCGAGUAUUUUUAUUUUUCCGUAGAGUUACGCAGAGUACAAUGCUAAUCAUACACAUGAUGUGUCUUUGUGUAAUAUAUUAAUAUAUCUCUCGUUACAUUUUAUUACAUCACAUCGAACGGACAUGGUGCUGGAGUAACCGGUUAUGUACAUAUCUUUGUAUUAAGUUGUGCUGGAAAAUAUAAACCGAGAAUGUACAGUUA
Messenger RNA from Ooceraea biroi (clonal raider ant), 1375 nucleotides. Its product is annotated as farnesol dehydrogenase. The record is from RefSeq and is a predicted model, not a curated record. NCBI's taxonomy places the organism in Eukaryota, Metazoa, Arthropoda, Insecta, Hymenoptera, Formicidae.